Messenger RNA from Diplodia corticola, 3018 nucleotides. RefSeq names its product rho guanyl nucleotide exchange factor. Gene Ontology annotation, biological process: septin ring organization; establishment of cell polarity. Bases 1 to 3018 code for a protein of 1005 amino acids. Gene Ontology annotation, molecular function: protein binding; guanyl-nucleotide exchange factor activity. Gene Ontology annotation, cellular component: cytoplasm; nucleus; mating projection tip. Lineage: Eukaryota; Fungi; Ascomycota; Dothideomycetes; Botryosphaeriales; Botryosphaeriaceae. The transcript is spliced from 5 exons. The record is from RefSeq and is a predicted model, not a curated record.
AUGCCGAACUCAAACCAUGCGAGCUUCUCGACCUAUUCCUCGCGGACGUCCGACUCGUCCCAGGGCACCUCCACCUCGACCCUGUUCCCCCCGCCACCCCUGCCGACCUCGGCUCCUCCUGCCAACGGCGGGCCCAUCGAAGCCGCCAACAAUGUCCUCAACAAACGCGGCGACAAAGAGGCCUCGCUGUUCAUGAUUUGCUUGACAUUGUCGCGUCGACUGCGCACCGUGCCCGGCUUCGCGGACAUCAUGCGCGAAGAGGAGGAAGCCGCCGACGAGGACACUGACCCAGUCACAUUGCUGUGGAGGACAUUCCGCAAGGGCUAUCCCUUGAUGACCAUCUACAAUGCCCUCGAUCCCGACGUGCGCCUCGAGGUUGACAAGAACAAGGUGUCGGAAAAGAAGCGCGAACAGGCGGCAACCUACAAAUUCCUGUCGGCAUGCAUCAAUUCGCUCAAGUUCCCCUCGGAUGAGUGUUUCGUCAUCAGCGACCUGUACGGCGACGACACGACCGGCUUUGUCAAGGUGGUCAGGGUCGUCAACCGCGUCCUCGACAUUCUCACCAAGGAAGGCAUUAUCUGCGGCGACAUGGGUAACGGAGACGGUGCCGAUUCCGACACAACCACUACGACGAAGCGGACCCAGCGCCAACACAUCAUCGAUGAGCUCGUCAAGACCGAACGAACCUACGUGCAGCAUCUCGAGCUCCUGCAAGAGUUCAAAAAGCUAGUGGAAGAGAGGGGAAUAGUCACCGGCGAUGCUGUCCACUCCAUCUUCCUCAAUCUAAACGCCUUGCUCGACUUCCAACGCCGCUUUUUGAUCCGCGUCGAGCAGACGAAUGCGCAGCCAGAGUCGGAGCAGAACUGGGGCAGGCUUUUUGUGCUAUACAAGGAAGCGUUCAAGGUGUACGAGCCGUACAUUGCGAACCAGAAAAAAUGCGAAGAGACGGCAAUGGCAGAGUUUGAAAAGUUGAAGGAAACCGGCGGCACUGCAGAGCUUCGACAAAUGGUCGAAUCGCCGACUCAUUUAACAUCAUUCUUGCUCAAGCCUUUCCAGCGUCUUGCCAAGUAUCCUUUGCUUUUAAAGGAGCUUAGGGACAAGGGUGAUCUCGAUGAGGAAAGGCGUGACGACAUCUCUACCGGUAUCGAAGCCGCUUCUGCUGUGCUAAAGAGAACGAACGAAGCUGUCGACUUGGAAGACCGCAAAGAAGCACUUGAGGAAUUGAAGAGCCGCGUUGAAGACUGGAAGGGUCAUCGCAUCGAAGGGUUCGGAGAUUUACUGCUCUACGGCACCUUUACCGUUCUUAAGGGCGAUGGAGGAGGCGGCAAGGACCAAGAGCGAGAGUACAAAAUCUUCCUGUUCGAAAUGAUUCUGCUCUGUUGCAAGGAACUCAAUCCCAACAAGCAGAAGAACAAGCUCAUGAGCAACAAGCAACUAUAUGACAAGAGGGGAAAGCCCAAGUUGCAGCUCAAAGGGCGCAUCUUCAUGCAGAACGUUACCGACGCGAUCUCAACAGCGAAGCCAGGAUCCUACACCUGCCAGAUCUUUUGGAAAGGCGAUCCCGGUAUCGAGAACUUCGUAAUCCGAUUCACGACCGAGGAGACACUGAAGAAAUGGGUUCACCAAGUCGAUCAACAGAGGAGGCAGUUCAAGGACACUCAAAGAUCGAGCAGUACCACCAAACAUUCGACGACAUCAGCAACAGAAUUCACCUACAUCAGAGAUCAAGGUCCCAUCGAAAACCCGUAUGCCGAAAACGACGAAGACGAUGAAAUAGACGUUGCCGAAGUCACGAGCGGCUAUCCUGGGCAGACGGAUUAUUCUCUUGCACAGAGCGAGUCGACUAUCACCGGCCGAGCCCGAUCGGCUACCGGCGAGAGUGGUGUCAACCCUCUAGAUACAUCUCGGCCUUCCGAGCCCACAGGUGCGAAUAACCGCGCUCCGCCACCUCGAUUCCCCAUGGGCGCUCUGCAGAAUCCGCCACUCACUCUUCGCACUCAAGCUCUUCAAGCUGGUCAUAUAUCACCCGGUAGCGGUGGACCCAUGGACUCCUACUUCUCCCCCGGUCUCGAGUCACCCAUGUCGACACGCACGAGUUCCUCUUCCGGCAUGUUUCCAUUCCCACGCCAGCAGCUUCCCAACGGAUGGCAUGGAGACGACAACAAUCGUUUCACCGCUCCCGCCAUGGCUCGACACGCCUCUCGCGACGCUUCAAGUGGGUCUCACAUCAACGGUCGGAGUGCAGUAGGACGACCAUCUCUGGUACCAAAUGCAGCUUCCCAAAGUGCUAUGAACUCACAAAUCCGCCUUCGUUCAGCUAGUAGUCCCGACAUUCACAACCACCUUGUCGGCGCACAGCGGCGUACUCCAGGCGGCUCCGUACCAGACGUUCCCCCUUUUCCUACCCACUACGCUUACAACCCUGGUCUGGUGAACCGGAGCCAGAGUAAUUCCCCGAACAUCCCCACCUCCAUGCCCCGCCAGCAGUCUCCGAGCAUCCAAAGAGAAAAGCAAGCGCUUCGCACGCCCGGUUCCGAGAUCAACCUCCACUUCGAUUACCCCGAAGCCAACGCGCGGCAGGAUUCGCGCGUCACGCCAGGCUCUUCGAGAACUGCGACGCCAGCAUCUUCGUUUGAACAGGCAAGGACACAGACGCCAGCGGCCGACCGACCGGCUUCGCCGACGCUACCGUCAGCCCAGCCGUCGGACCUUCCGAUUCCCUCGCAAUUGAAGGUCAAGGUGCACUGUCCGUCGGCAGGUUCAACCAUGACGCUGGUCGUCAGCACCAACAUCAGCUUCCAGAGCCUCAAGGAUCGCAUCGACGCGAAAUUGCAGCGCAGUACCAACGUGAGUCUCAGUUCUGGACAAGUAAAGCUUAAGUAUCUCGACGACGAGGAUUACGUCAGCAUUCAAUCGGACGAGGACGUCCAGAUGGCGUUUGAGACGUGGAAGGAGCAGCAGCGAGACCAGCUCCUUUCCGGUCAGCUCGGCGAGAUUGAGCUCUUCUGCCAGAAGUGA